Messenger RNA from Phycodurus eques (leafy seadragon), 5229 nucleotides. RefSeq names its product retinoschisin 1a (gene rs1a). The record is from RefSeq and is a predicted model, not a curated record. The transcript is spliced from 6 exons. Lineage: Eukaryota; Metazoa; Chordata; Actinopteri; Syngnathiformes; Syngnathidae. The coding region runs from base 110 to 802 and encodes 230 amino acids.
GUCGGCUUGUCCGUGUCCUGUGGAUUAUUGUAAUCCAGAUUUUGCAUGGGUGCUGGUUUGCUUGCUCCUUCCACGCUCAGUGCUGUCCCGGUGCGGAGGCUGCUGCAAGAUGGCUCGCAACGCGCUUACUUCCCCGCCUGCCCUGCUUUUUAUGGCCGCUAACGUGAUCCUCGGCAGCCACGCUCAGGAGGCGGGUGUGUCUGAGGCGUGGACCAGCGGUUCGUGCAAAUGCGACUGUGAUGAAGGCGUGUCGCCAACUCAGAUCUCCUCCCUCGGUUCCUCUGCAGUGAGAGGAGUGGACUGCAUGCCAGAGUGUCCGUACCAUAAGCCUCUGGGCUUCGAGGCUGGAUCGGUGAGUCCAGACCGGAUUACCUGCUCCAAUGAGGACCAGUAUAGCGGAUGGUUCUCCUCUUGGCUCCCCAACAAGGCUCGGCUCAACAGUCAAGGUUUUGGGUGUGCGUGGCUCUCCAAGUUCCAAGACAACAGCCAGUGGCUGCAGAUUGACCUGAGAGAGGUCAUGGUGGUCUCUGGGAUCCUGACUCAGGGCCGCUGCGACGCAGACGAGUGGGUGACCAAGUACAGCGUGCAGUACCGCACUGACGAAAAACUCAACUGGAUCUUUUACAAGGACCAGACUGGGAAUAACAGGGUGUUUUACGGGAACUCGGACCGUUCGUCGUCAGUGCAGAACCUCCUGCGGCCGCCCGUCGUGGCGCGCUACAUUCGCAUCCUGCCCCUGGGGUGGCACACGCGCAUCGCUCUGCGUCUGGAGCUGCUGCUCUGCAUGAACAAAUGUGCCUGAGUCUCGACCCCUGCUCUCCUCGAGGCCUUCCCCUGUAACCUCCUCCGUCCGAACGCUCUCAGUGUGUGUGAGCUGUGAUUAUUUGAACCCUUCCAUUUUUUGUGGUAUGAGGGUCAUUCCAGGAUUGGAGGACAAUUUAUCCACCAACAUUUUGGAAAAUGGACCAUUUCUUUAAAAAAAAAAAAAAAAAAAUAUAUAUAUAUAUAUAUAUAUAUAUUUUUUUUUUUUUAUGUGCAAGUUUUCAAGAAAUACAGGUAUAAACCAUACCAUUUUGAUUGCAAAUUAACGUGAGCGUGAAAGAGUUUUUGCUCAGGAGUACAUGCUAGCAGUGUUAGCUGCUAUGCUAACUGGUUAGGAACAAACUUAGCGAUAUAAUAAAGGAAACAUUCAGAUGUCUUUUUCUGAUCAUAUGAGAAACAGUGUUGUUGGUUUGAGUGGCACACUCCAUUAUGAUAGAAUACAUUUAAAAGAGUUUGAAAAAUAGAAGUGAGAACUUACUUUAUUGAUGAUGAGGUCAAUUAGCUUGAUUAUGUAAUUUCUGCUAAAUCAUGUUGCUAGCUUGUUUUUUUUUUACAUCCAAACUCCCCCUUCCUUUAGAUAUAUAAAACGUUUUAGUAGCUACGUUUAGUAGCUUCAGAGCAUAAUUAAUAUUCAAAAUAUGUACGUGAUAAAACAAAUGUUCGAACUACAAGAAAGACCAACUCGAUCAUAAAUAAAAGAUCAUUUAAAACUUAUUUUGUUUAUGUGAAAGUUGGUCAUAAAAAGCAAGGGACAAGAUCGUUUUAUUUUAAUUUUUAAAUUUCUUUUAUUUCUAAUUUAUUUAUUUAUUUUAACUCCAUUGUCCAAUUCUAAAAAGUCCUCAAAUUCUGGAAUGACCCAUUAGGAGCUAAAAUAUUUCAAAAGGUGUAUUACGGCUCUAUUUGAAUUUGAUGUUUGAUAUGCAAAUACCGGCUGUACAGGUUGUACAUUGUUUAAACCAGUCUCACACUGGCUGCUUUAUUUUUAUUUUUUUCCAAAAGUUGAAUUAUUACCAUUGCAUUGAAAUGGCAUAAAUUCAAAGCAAUAAUUAGUCAUGGCGCAGGAGAGCGAGCGUUGCCAUGGAGGAGGUACGCGCAGAUGUGCAAACAAGCUGGACCAGAACACGCUUUUCAUGUGUGACAGCUCCAUGAAGCGCUCGCUGCAUCUUUUGACACAAGGUGGUCAGCAGGGAAUUCUACAGCACUCGCCAAGCCUCUUACUACCCUGUAAGUAAAAGGCAGGUGAUGAAUUGGAAAUAGAAAAAAUAUAUAUACAAAUUUAAACAAACAACAGCCCGGGUCAUGUUCCUAUAUCUUGUCAGUGUGUCAUAAUUAUAUAGUUUUGUUGCAAUAAAUGCUACUAAUACUGAUUUUUUUAAAUUAAAAAAAACAAAUAAAAAAUCCAAGUACUGUUACUGUAUGGAAAUAGAUCUGUGUCAGCUGAGUUUAAAUAAAACAAUUUGUGGAUGGUUUAAAAUUCUGUUAGAGCUUGUAAUUUUGUGCCAGCCGAGUUCAACUUUGUGAUGUUUUUUUACACUGGAUAUUUUUUAUCAUAACAAUUCUACAACUGACUAUUCUUAUCAAAAUAUUCAGGGUAAAAAAAAUUUAAUAUCUGUGAAAAUUUUAACUUUAAGCGGUCCAGAUAUAUUUUUGUGCCACUUGAUGUUGAAUGUGAAUUUAAGACAAAAUAUUUGAAACAGAUUUUUUUCCUACCAUCAAAUUUCUAAUUUUUUUAACCUUUCAAUUUCUAACAGAUUUUUAAUUUUUUUUUUUACUACCAAGAAAUUUAUUGUAACAAUUAAGGAUUUGUAAAGAGUCUAAUUCAGGUGGCACCAAUAUAAUCUUGUGGUAUUUUUGUGCAAUCUAAAUUGUGAAUUUUAUUUUAAGAGGAAGAAGUUUUUUUUUAGACUGAAUUGUUUACCAUCAUAUUUCUCACUGUUUUUUUUGUUUAAUUUCUUUUUUACCAUAAACAUCUGUAAAAAAGAAAAUCUAAUUCAGCUGGCAGGUACUGUAUAUCUGAGCUGUUUUUGUGCAAACUGAGUUUGAAUGUAAUUUCAAGACCUUGAAUGCAAGACAUUGAAUAUUCGAUUUACUAAUUUGUUGAUGAUUACAAAAAAAAAAUCUGUUAGAAAUACUAAUUCAAACUCAGAUGGCAGAGAUAUACUUCCACACUCCUGUAUCUAUUUCUUCCCGUUUAAUUUGAGUGCAAAAAUUGACCCUAUAUUUGGUCAAAGUUGUGUCUCGUAAUACUGCCCCACCAUGAAUUUUGUUAUUGUUACUACAGAUGUAUUGUUCAAUUCAGACAGUGAACCCAGGGAACUGGGACAACAUAGUGUUUGUAGCAAAUGCAAAUUAGCAUUCGCUACAACCACUAUGACACUUGCAUGUAUUUUAUUUUCAGUUGUCUUUGUUUUUAUUUAUUUUGAAAUCUGUCUCUCUACCCACACACAUACACACACACACAAUUCCAAAGACCUCAUGUCAUCAGUCCCUUGGCACAAGAUGUCAACUGCACACUUUCUGCCAUUAUGAAGUAAAAACUACCAUUAUGUUCUUUCCAUAAAAUGUGUUCUUUCUGCCAGUGAAAUGAAGCAAACAUAGACCAUUCCAAAAAAAAAAAAAAAAAAAGUAUAUUUUUAUUAUGAUCUCAUUUAUGUGUAGACUGAUCAGCAUAGAUACACUAUUAUUUCUAUUUACACGUUGUAAGAAGUGGGCAUCUGUGUAAUGAAAACAAAGAACUGCUGUUCUCGGAAACACAUUCAUAGUUCAGAGCAGAAAGAAACCGCGAAUGUAUGUGAAGUGUUGGGGCUUUGAAGGGGGGGUUGAACUAAAGCCUCUGUUUGCAUCUCAGUAAGCGAAUGUAAGGCUUCAGGUCACAGGCAAGGCAAACUAUGUCAACACUGUUUCUAGUGAAGAUGUAAACAAACCAAAUGCAAUCCGCAUUAUUCAUAACUACAGCACGAGGCAGCUCAAGGAUAGUCGGAUAUUAAAUGUGCACUCUUAAUCAGUCUCCCUCUUGACUGUAUUAGGCUCCAAUUACACUGAUUUGGUGAGUUACUACAUCAGUCAAGAAAUUGUGUCAAUUAAUUUGAUUGCUUUCAAUCAGCAAAGUAUCUAGAUAUAGUAGUUUACUAUUUUGAUUGCAUUCCCCUUUUUAGACAGAUCUUUUUCUCUUCAGUGGAUAUAAAAAGUCUACACACCCGUGUUCAAUUGCCAGGUUUUUUUUUUUUCUGUGAUGAUGAGACCAAGAUAAUUUUAAAAGCUUUUUCUGCUAUUAAUAUGUAUGACAUCUAUUAAAGCAUCAAGCUACGGGCUUGUUUAUGUUCAGUUGGAAGUUGUAACUGGGACAGUUAUUAUGAACAGUUUGAAAAUACAAGUCAGAAAAAGCUUACUAAAACAGCUCAAUCUUUUUUAGUGGUGACAGGUGUGCGCUGACUCUCAUUUAACACGGCUUUGAAUGUGAUUGGUUAAUUCUCAACUCAGCCAGAUCCCCGUUUAUAAGAGGGUGUGCACACUUGUGCAAACAAAUGAUCUCUAUCCCUCUCAAAAAAAGAUGUAUUUUUCUCCAACUGAGAUGUACAGGUUAUAGGUCACAUUAAUGCUCUCAUUUUCCAUAUCACGAAAACCUGACAUUUGAACAGGGGUGUGUAGACUUUACAUAUCCAUUCUCCGAAUGUGAAUAGCGCAGCCAAGUCAUUGAAAACAAAUCCAAGCUUUUCAGAGGUCAGGGGCAAAAAAUGCAUCCGUGGUGUUGUACUCAGGAUACAUCAUAACGACACCGACAUGAAUGCGAGUAUUACUACGGUGGUUACUAGCUAGCCACUGGAAGCCAGAUUGAGGUUGAGAUCAAUGAUUAUUGUUUGUAGUCUUUUGACUGCGGGUUUAGUUCACCAAUGAUCAUCAGAUUAUUCCGUGAAAAGACCUUAAAAGUUACACUCCACAUUUUAUCCUCAUUCCAAGAUGCUCACUUUUCACAAAAACAAUUUCUUGAGACCAAAAGUCACCAUAGCAGCAAGGAAGAGGAGAUCUGCUGUCAACAUGUGGACGAACAGCCCCGAAAUGCUUUUUACUGCUGGACGCGUAUAUUCUUGAAUGAGAUCUCGAAGACAACAUUUUUUUUCUUCUUUUUUCCCCACAUAGGGUAAUCAUUAUCGUCUGUCUCUAGGUAAGGAACAAAAAAAGUGGGAAAAAAAUGUGAAAAUCUGCUGAUACAAUAUCAAAUUAAGCAAAAAGGACAUUCACUAUUAAAUCAUCUUUGUGACAUAUUGUAUUGUCAACACGUCUUUUCGUCUCUGUGUCAAACUAAAACUCUUGUAAUUGCACAUUUAAUUCUAUAUAUCCUUAUAAUAGAGCUUAUUGGGGAUAUAGCUUUAUUUUAUAUCCUCAGAUUUAAAACAAAUAAGAAUAAAU